CUGAUAUUCCAUACUCGCCAUUUUGCAAUGUGGGAGAGAGGGAGGCCACUUUUUUUAUGGCCAACGAAUAAAACAAAAGCAGUUUUAUGUGUUGAGGACAAAGAGCGUCGAGCCGUUCCGUGUCAGUCAUGGAGGAGAUCCGAAAUGUAGCUGUACUCAUCACACACUCCUCCGCUGCUGCUGCUGCUGCCCCCUCGUCCCCCUCCGCUCCGUCGGGACCGGGAUCCCGCUCUGCAACCCGAGGCCAGCAAGAGGCAGAGGGGAACCCCUCUCCGAGUGUUCAGCAGAAACAAGCUGCGGAUUCUCUCAUCCAUGUCAUCGAGAAGCUCAGCAAAAUCGUGGAGAAGCGGCCCCAGCGCCGCUGCACCUUGGGGGGGCAGAAAAGAGCCUCUGCGGCAGGGCGGGGAGCAGCCGACGAGGGGGCGAGGGGGAGCAGAGGAGCCUCUCCCUGUAAGAAAAUGAAGAGGAACUGUAAGAGCCAGGAGAGCGCAGGUGAGGCGCGAUUAGGCGGCAGUGCUCUUUUUUCACCCGUGUUGGGCGACAGUAACAACAACACUCCGUCCACGGUAACGGAGGUAGCGGGCGACCCCAACAGCAGAGACCUCAAACGGACGGUGACGUGCUAUCAGUGCAGUAUGUGCCCCUACCUCUCCCAAACGCUGCCGCUGCUCAAAGAGCACCUGAAGCAACACAACGAGCAGCACAGUGACCUCAUCCUCAUGUGCUCCGAGUGUCGCUUCACCUCCAGAGACCAGGCGGAGCUGGAGACCCACGUCAGGCUGCACUACGACAACGGCGGCCACUCGGGGAGGAACUCCACGCCGUCGGAUGCCUUCAGCGAGACUAAAGAAGACGUUUUCAGGAAGACGGAUCGGGACUGGACCCUGGGCGGGGAGAGCGAGGUGAACUCCCCGGAUGCUUCGGAGGAGCUGCCGCGGAAGAAGUGGUAUAGCUACGAGGAGUACGGACUGUACCGCUGCCUGAUCUGCAGCUACGUCUGUAGCCAGCAGCGGAUGCUUAAGACCCACGCGUGGAAGCACGCCGGCCUGGUCGACUGCUCGUACCCCAUCUUUGAGGACGAAGACGGGGCUACCACGAGGAGAGAGGCCCAGGCUGUGGCUAACACCGCUGCGACCCGUGAGGAAAUAGUUGUUCUUUCCCCGGUGCUUCAAGAUAAAAGCCUGAAAAAACCGCCCGCUGCCUUCAAGCUCCAGCUCUGCGUACCGAUGGCAGUCGAGACCAAACAAGACGUGUCAAAUCAUCCGGCCUCUGAUCUCAGCAAAAGCCUGAAAGAGGAAGAGGAAGAGGAGGAAAGCUCGUACCCUGUAAAAGACCUGACCGCCGAGGAGCCCAUGGUGGAGGUGCAGGUGACGUCCGAGGUGGAGAUGGGUAGUCGCCGCGAUGGCGCCUCCGUCGCUGACAGCUUGCUGUCAUCCGCUCAGAAGAUUAUCAACAGCAGUCCCAACAGUGCCGGCCACAUCAACGUGAUUGUAGAGCGCCUUCCUUCAGCGGAGGACGCGGUCAUGGCGACCAAGCCGCUUCUUCUCAGCCCAGACAUGGACAGUGGCAAGAGCUUACUGGACGCAGAGGGGGUAGAGCGGUACCAUGCGGGAGCUGAUGAUCAGGGUGUCCCUGGCUGCAGCGCGGCUAGCACCACUGACAGCCAGCCCCCAGAAGCUGAUAUUAAGUCCUCUGCGUCCACUAUGGCUCGCGAGUCUCCACGGGAUGAAAACAUUCCCCCAGCCGGUCGCAAGAGGACACAUUCUGAGUCUCUCCGCCUGCACUCUCUGGCGGCCGAGGCCCUGGUAGCGAUGCCGAUGAGGACCCCGGAGCUCUCCGCCUCCAGUUCUAAGGUAAGUCUGAAGACCGUUUCACCCCAGGCGCAGAGCCCCAACACAGGCCAGAAACUGGUAGAGGUGACCACUGCCUCUGACCCAGAGACGACAGCAACUCUACUGGACAUGGAGCUACAAAGCGAGGGCAGAGAAGAAGGUUUGGGUUCCCUGUGCCUGGGGGAGGGAGACGAGGAGGGCCCCGCCGCCAAAGCCGGCAUCAGCCUGUCACUGCUCACAGUCAUCGAAAGGCUCCGAGAGCGCUCAGACCAGAACGCUUCGGACGAGGACAUCUUAAAAGAACUCCAGGACAACGCGCAGUUCCAGAACGGAGCCGUGGCCGGCGUGGUCACGGGAAACGGGGCAGGGAGCUACAUGUGUAGCAUCCCCAGAAUGGACGCGUUGGUGGCCUCUCCUGACGGCAGUCUGGUGGACUACAUCCCCGGCAGCGACAGGCCAUACCGGUGCCGCCUGUGUCGCUACAGCAGUGGCAACAAGGGCUACAUCAAGCAGCACCUGCGGGUGCACAGGCAGAGGCAGCCAUACCAGUGUCCCAUCUGUGAACACAUCGCCUCGGACAGCAAGGACCUGGAGAGCCACAUGAUCCACCACUGCAAGACCAGGAUGUACCAGUGCAAACAGUGCCCAGAUGCUUUUCACUACAAGAGUCAGUUAAGAAAUCACGAGCGGGAGCACCGCAGCUUCAGCGCCGACAUGGCCGCCCUCGCGCCCGUCACUGAAACGGUGGCCAUGGUGGAAGAAGCUGAGCGGGGAACCGAUGAAGAAUGUGGGAUGCAGAAGAUGUAUAAGUGUGAUGUGUGCGACUACAUCAGCUCUACAUAUGUCGGCGUGAGGAACCACCGUCGGAUUCAUAACUCCGACAAGCCUUAUCGGUGCUGUAGCUGUGAUUUCGCCACCACCAACAUGAACAGUUUAAAGAGCCACAUGAGGAGGCACCCCCAGGAGCACCAGGCCGUGCAGCUGCUGGAGCAGUACAGGUGCUCUCUGUGUGGCUAUGUGUGCAGUCAUCCCCCGUCACUCAAAUCCCACAUGUGGAAGCACGCCGGAGACCAGAACUACAACUACGAGCAAGUUAAUAAGGCCAUUAAUGAGGCCAUCUCCCAGAGCAGCCGAGCUCCUCAGAAGUUGUCGGCGGUGCUGGAGUCGGUGGCGGAGCGCCCCCCUGUGGCGGCCCAGCCCCCAAAGGACAAAGCAAGGGGCCCAGUGGAUCCACUGCCAGCACCCACGGCAAUGACGACGACAACGACGACGGCAGCAGCGGUAGCAGGCCUGGCUAUGGACAGCUCAGCAGGACUACACACACCCACCACAGACCCUUCACAGUGGCCUUGGGAGUCAGCUAGCCCACAUGGGAAGGACCUUGCACGGGUCCAGCCUCACUCCCAGAGCCAGCCGCGCGGCGGCCAGGCCCCCGGCCCGGGCCCCGGCAUGGAAUACUGCGUGCUGUUGUUCUGUUGCUGCAUCUGUGGCUUUGAGUCCACCAGUAAAGAGCGGCUGAUGGAGCACAUGAAGGAGCACGAGGGCGACAUCAUCAGCAUCAUCCUCAACAAGGAGCAGCAGGCAGAAGCACAGCCAGGCCUCCAGACAGCAGAGUGAGACCUGCCCUCCCUCCCUCCUUCCCUCCUUUUUCUAUAGAGGCAUAGUUCCUCCCAUUCCGGUGGACCACCAUGGGACAUUAAUUAAGAAAAAACAUAAUAUGGUAGUGAAUGGAGAGACUAAUUAUGCGUUGAGCCUGUUUGGAUAAAGCCAUGGAUUACACUUAUGGCGUUCUUUAAUUUAAAAGAUAACUUUGCAUGUGUCGUAGUACAACUCGGUUUUGUGUGAAACCGCUUAGUGAACUACACCUCUCAUCUCGGCUUUCGCUCUUUUGUUAUCACCUAGGAAGUGAAAGAACGAGCGAAACCUGUUGCUCGUGUGAGUGACGUUCCAUCCCUGUACAAGACACACCGUAGCUUCAACGAGACGUCCCACAUGAGACUCGGAAGCGUGUAAUCGUCCCGAUUACGUCUUUUCACCGUCGUAUACUUCCACUGUUUCACGACAAACUGACGCUGUCUUCACUCGGAAAAUGAUCUUUCAAACAGAGAAACAUCAUCAAGAAUUUAUGGCUCAAUUCAAAUAGGAUCAAAAGAAUAGUUAGACUCUCCCCGUUCACACGUGUUUUUUCCGUAUUAAGGUCCAGUGAUGGUUCAUUGGGGGGGGGGGGAAUU
Molecule: messenger RNA, 4063 nt
Organism: Etheostoma cragini (Arkansas darter)
Lineage: Eukaryota; Metazoa; Chordata; Actinopteri; Perciformes; Percidae
Gene: znf507
Product: zinc finger protein 507
Exons: 7
Coding region: 129-3449 (1106 amino acids)
Biological process (GO): regulation of transcription by RNA polymerase II
Molecular function (GO): DNA-binding transcription factor activity; RNA polymerase II cis-regulatory region sequence-specific DNA binding
Source: RefSeq, a predicted model, not a curated record